Dipodomys spectabilis (banner-tailed kangaroo rat) is the source of this 3200-nucleotide messenger RNA. RefSeq names its product VPS41 subunit of HOPS complex (gene Vps41). The record is from RefSeq and is a predicted model, not a curated record. The transcript has 29 exons. The coding region runs from base 25 to 2589 and encodes 854 amino acids. Gene Ontology annotation, molecular function: protein binding. Gene Ontology annotation, cellular component: late endosome; HOPS complex. Lineage: Eukaryota; Metazoa; Chordata; Mammalia; Rodentia; Heteromyidae. Gene Ontology annotation, biological process: vesicle-mediated transport; cellular response to starvation; macroautophagy.
GUCAUGUGACUCCCCGGCAGCACCAUGGCGGAAGCUGAGGAACAGGACACUGGAUCUCUUGAAGAAUCUACAGAUGAGUCUGAGGAAGAAGAGAGUGAAGAAGAACCUAAGCUGAAGUAUGAGAGGCUGUCCAAUGGAGUGACUGAGAUUCUUCAGAAAGAUGCAGCUAGCUGUAUGACAGUCCAUGACAAGUUUUUGGCACUGGGCACACAUUAUGGCAAGGUUUAUUUACUUGACGUCCAGGGAAAUAUCACUCAGAAGUUUGAUGUGAGCCCCGUGAAGAUAAACCAGAUUAGCCUGGAUGAGAGUGGAGAGCACAUGGGCGUGUGUUCCGAGGAUGGCAAGGUGCAGGUUUUUGGACUAUAUUCUGGAGAAGAAUUUCAUGAGACAUUUGACUGUCCCAUUAAAAUCGUUGCUGUGCACCCCCACUUUGUGAGAUCCAGUUGCAAGCAGUUUGUGACCGGAGGGAAGAAGUUGCUGCUGUUUGAACGAUCUUGGAUGAACAGAUGGAAGUCAUCAGUUCUGCAUGAAGGGGAAGGGAACAUCCGGAGUGUGAAGUGGAGAGGCCAUCUGAUUGCUUGGGCCAAUAAUAUGGGUGUGAAGAUUUUUGACAUCAUCUCUAAGCAGAGAAUCACCAAUGUGCCACGGGAUGAUAUAAGUUUGCGCCCAGAUAUGUAUCCUUGCAGUCUCUGCUGGAAGGACAGUGUGACACUGAUUAUUGGCUGGGGAACCUCCGUCAAGAUCUGCUCAGUGAAGGAACGACAUGCCAGUGAAAUGAGGGAUUUGCCGAGUCGCUAUGUUGAAAUAGUGUCUCAGUUUGAAACAGAAUUCUACAUUAGUGGACUUGCACCUCUCUGUGACCAGCUUGUUGUACUCUCCUAUGUCAAGGAACUUGCAGAAAAAACGGAAAGAGAGUACUGUGCCAGGCCUAGACUGGACAUCAUUCAGCCACUUUCUGAGACCUGUGAGGAGAUCUCGUCUGAUGCUCUGACUGUCAGAGGCUUUCAGGAGAAUGAAUGCAGGGAUUACCAUUUAGUUUACUCUGAAGGAGAAUCACUCUUCUACAUUGUGAGUCCAAGAGACGUCGUAGUGGCCAAAGAACGAGACCAAGAUGAUCAUAUCGACUGGCUUCUUGAAAAGAAGAAAUAUGAAGAAGCCUUGAUGGCAGCUGAAAUUAGCCAAAGGAACAUUAAAAGACAUAAGAUUCUGGAUAUUGGCUUGGCAUAUAUAAAUCACUUGAUAGAGAGAGGAGACUAUGACACAGCAGCACGCAAAUGCCAGAAAAUUCUUGGGAAAAAUGCACCACUCUGGGAAUAUGAAGUUUAUAAAUUUAAAGAAAUUGGACAGCUUAAGGCCAUUAGUCCUUAUUUGCCCAGAGGAGAUCCGGUUCUGAAACCACUCAUCUAUGAAAUGAUCUUACAUGAGUUUUUGGAAAGUGAUUAUGAGGGUUUUGCCACACUCAUCAGAGAAUGGCCUGGAGAUCUGUAUAACAAUUCUGUAAUAGUCCAAGCAGUUCGGGAUCACCUGAAGAAAGACAGUCAGAACAAGACAUUGCUUAAAACUCUGGCAGAAUUGUAUACGUAUGAUAAAAACUACAGCAAUGCUCUGGAAAUAUACUUAACAUUAAGACAUAAAGAUGUUUUCCAGUUGAUCCACAAACAUAAUCUUUUCAGUUCUAUCAAGGACAAAAUUGUCUUAUUAAUGGACUUUGAUUCAGAGAAAGCUGUUGACAUGCUUUUGGACAAUGAAGAUAAAAUUUCUAUUAAAAAGGUAGUGGAAGAAUUAGAAGACAGGCCAGAGUUGCAACAUGUAUAUUUGCAUAAGCUCUUCAAGAGAGACCACCAUAAGGGCCAGCGCUACCAUGAAAAACAGAUCAGUCUUUACGCUGAGUAUGACCGACCAAACUUACUUCCGUUUCUGCGAGAUAGUACUCACUGCCCACUGGAAAAGGCUCUGGAGAUCUGUCAACAGAGGAACUUUGUAGAAGAGACGGUUUAUCUUCUGAGCCGGAUGGGUAACAGUCGAAGUGCCCUGAAGAUGAUUAUGGAGGAAUUGCACAACGUUGAUAAAGCUAUUGAAUUUGCCAAGGAGCAAGACGAUGCGGAACUCUGGGAAGAUCUGAUUUUAUAUUCCAUCGACAAACCACCAUUUAUCACUGGCUUGUUAAACAACAUUGGCACACAUGUUGACCCCAUUCUCCUGAUUCACCGCAUUAAGGAAGGGAUGGAGAUCCCCAGUCUGAGAGAUUCUUUGGUUAAAAUUCUGCAAGACUACAAUUUGCAAAUUCUGCUUCGUGAAGGCUGCAAGAAGAUUCUUGUAGCUGACUCUUUGUCAUUGUUGAAGAAAAUGCACCGAACUCAAAUGAAAGGCGUCCUGGUUGAUGAGGAGAAUAUCUGUGAAUCGUGCCUGUCCCCCAUCCUUCCCACAGAUGCGGCCCGGCCUUUCAGCGUGGUGGUCUUCCACUGCCGACACAUGUUCCACAGGGAGUGCCUGCCUGUGCCCACCAUGAACUCUCCAACCCAGCACUGCAGCAUCUGCAGCGCUAAGAACCAUGGGCCAGGUGGCGUGGUUUUGGAGAUGAAGAAGUAGCUGGUGCCCGUGCAUCUUAGCACCACAGACGCGUGUUUGCAGCAGGCUGUUCAGAGCCUUAUUCCUGCCCUCUUAGGCUGAGCUCCAAGCAGUUUCUCCAUCUGCUCCUGCCUUUUCCAGGUUCCUCCAGGCUGUUGAAUGAAUUGGGGGUUUUCCCUAGGUCUUGGGUUCAGGGUCAAGAUUUCAGCAUUUACUCAUUUUGGCUUGUCACCAUCUAGCAAGCAAACACAUGAGACUUGGAGUUAGAUAUAAAUAUUGCAGACCUUGUAAGUCCUUGUAAAUGAAGUGGUCUGCUGAGACUUGUGUCACCCACCACAGGCACCUAGCAAGCUCCUCCCACAGCUCACACCUUGUUUCCCUAUGCUCUACCAACAUCAGUUCUGGCAUUCUGGCCUGGCUCUUUUAUCUCAUGAUCUGUGGUUAUCUUCCUGAUAGGCUUUUAAUGAAACUCUGCAAAUUGUCACCAUUCGGUGACUCGUGGGAACAACGAGCAGGCUGAUGUCUGCAACCUGCUGUAUACUGAUCCUGUGUGCUGUAUGUUCUGACUAGUGAGUGUCUGGCCCUCCCCAGUUCUCUGUGUUUGUUGUUUGAAUAAAUGUUUGCUCUUCUCA